This is a messenger RNA of Symbiodinium natans, 2124 nucleotides long. NCBI's taxonomy places the organism in Eukaryota, Dinophyceae, Suessiales, Symbiodiniaceae. The record is from the annotation of a GenBank genome assembly.
AUGCAGUGGCAAGUGAGUGAAGUGAGUGAAGUGAGUGAGAAGGUCAAGAUUGGAACUGCAGCAGCGUUUGGGCUGCUCGCGUUGCCAUGGCUGCAGCUCCAGUCGACUCUUGGCGCGGAGGCUGGGAGCUGCCCCGCCGAUCCGGCGCGCUCCGGGUGCGCCUCGGUGUGUCCGGCUGGCCGGAUCCUGGUGCUGGGAGCCGGGCUGGCGGGGCUCACGGCCGCCCAGACGCUUCGGAGGGCCGGCUGUGAGGUGCUGCUUCUGGAAGCGAGUGGGCGCGUCGGCGGAAGAGCCUCCGCGAUUGAGACGGGGCCCUUCCGAGGCUUCGACGCAGGCGCGCAGUGGGUUCAUGGUGGCGAAGAGAAUGUUCCAAUCAUGGCGCUGACUCGAUUUUUCAACUUGUCUCUGGAGCAGAUCGGCGGCAACACUGACUUCGAAGGCCGGCCCUACAGCAAGCAUCGCCUGCUUCACUUGCAGCGAGCGAACGACACCCUGAAAGCAGAGGCUUUCAGGCACUAUGCCGAAGCCAAAGUGCUGUUCGACCAGAAGGUGGGUUGGAUCCUCGCGCAGAAGGGGGCCGACUUAUCACUCAGAUCUGCAUGGGAGCUGAUCAUGAACCAAAGUCUCGACCCGCUGCUGGAGUGGCAGCUGCGUGUUCGCAGCGAGCAGAACUGGGGCACCAGCGCGGAGCAGGUGGGCUCAAGACUGGCGGAGUUGGCCAUGUACAGCGUCUUCUAUUCCGAGGUGGAGGAUAUGCCCGAUGCGCCACCAUCUUGGAGAGACUCUUCUGACAUGAGAGGUGAUGCCAAGCUGGCUGGCGGCUUCAGCGCACUGGUGCGGGAGUUGGCGCAGGGCCUGGACGUGCGCUUCCACACUGCGGCCACCUCCAUCUCCCUCGAGGAUUCGGUGACGGUGCACACGUCCAGCGCGACCUAUCAAGGCAAAGCUGUGAUCGUCACCGUUCCCCUGACGGUCCUUCAGCAGAAGAUCCAUUUCCAGCCACCGCUGUCCAGUGCCUUCCAUGCUUCAUUGAACCGCUUUCAGAUGGGGGACGUUGCCAAGCUGUUCAUAAAAUUUAAAGUUGGGGAAUCUCCCAUGGGCAGUGGCACGUACUUGAUCUCUCAGUUGGUAUCGCAGACGUCACGAAGCCUCCUCUAUUAUUGCAUCCGGGAAGCAGCCGCAACCGCAGCCGCCAACGUUCCUUCAGUGACACUGACUUGCUUGCUGUCCGGCCCGUCCUUUGCAGAGGCCCUGAAGUUGAACCAGAGCCAGGAGGCGUUGCGGGCCCGUGUUGUGGAAGAGCUGUUGCAGAUGUUCCCACAGAUGCAGCCGACGGCUGUAGAAGCUGUGCUGCUGGUGUCGUUCUCCCGGGACCCUUUCGUUCUGGGAUCAUGGACCUGCGGGAAGGUGGGCUCCAGCAGCCAAGACUUCAGCAUCUACGAGCCCAAGCCACGCUUGGCCUUCGCCGGCGAGCACACCUGUCGCCUGAUGUAUGGCACAGUGCAGGCUGCCGUGGUCUCUGGCGCGCGUGCUGCGCACCAAGUCUUGGCUGGAAGACCUCACACGGCAGCAAACGAUGAUUGGCCUUACUUCAACAAGGAACUGUACUCGCUCUGCGAUGAGCUUCCGAACGCAUGGAGAGAUGAGCAUUGCGGAGAAUCCUGCCUCAAUCUCUGGCCACCCCUGCCAGACACUGUUCCAAGCCUGUUUCAACACUGGCAAGGCAUGACGAAAAAGGCACGCCGCUGCUGGGGCAGACUCGGCUGGAGGUCGCUCUCCUGGGCGCGGCAAGCGAGGAAGCCGGCCUCGAGCUUUAAGACGUGGCUGCAGCUGAGCUCUGCUGAGCAGGAAGCAGCCGCCUGCGUGGGUUUCGCGGAAGAAACGUGGAACGACGCAUCAGGGGAGCUGACGGAGAUCAUCCUGUGCAGAUCAGGAUCUCCCCACUUUCAGUUGUGGGAUUGCUUGGCCCAGAGCCAGCAGCGGGAUUGGCGAGAGUUGGGCUUCAACCGAGCCACGCUGAAUGAAGAGGUUCCAAGUGCCUUGGCCACAGUCAGUUGGAGCAGACUGACCCCUCUGCAGCGGAGAGCGGCCAUCCGCAUCGGCUAUCGCCCAUGGAUGUGGUGA